CGGCGGCACACGAGCCGCCAUGCGGCUGGGCUCAGGAGCCUUCGCCGCCUGCUGCGUGGUGAUUGAGGUGCUCGGGGUCGCUGUCUUUCUCCGGGGUUUCUUCCCCGUGUCGGUGCGCUCUGCGUCCCGGGUCCAGCCCCUGACCCCUGCGCCGGAGCCCGCGGCAGGAACAACUUCCAACUGGACCCAGCUUCCACCUCCUCUCUUCAGAAAAGUUGUUAUAAUGCUGGUAGACGGCUUGAGAGGCGAUUUUGUUUUUGGAUCAAAGGGUGUGCAAUUCAUGCCUUAUACAACUUAUCUUAUAGAAAAAGGAUUCACUCAUAGUUUUAUAGCAGAAGCAAAGCCACCCACUGUCACUCUGCCUCGAAUCAAGGCUCUAAUGACGGGAAGCAUCCCUGGCUUUAUUGAUGCUGUUAUGAACUUUAAUUCUCCCGUGUUGCUGGAAGACAACCUCAUUGGGCAGGCAAAAGCAGCUGGGAAAAGAAUCAUCUUUUAUGGAGAUGAUACAUGGAUUAAAUUAUUCCCAAAGCAUUUUGUAGAAUACGAUGGAACAACCUCCUUUUUCGUGUCAGAUUUUAGAGAGGUUGAUGAUAAUGUUACAAGGCAUUUGGAUAAUGUAUUAAAAAGGGAAGACUGGGAUAUGCUAAUACUUCACUACCUAGGAUUAGAUCAUAUUGGUCACAUAACUGGGCCACAUAGUCCCAUGAUAGGACCAAAGCUUAAAGAAAUGGAUUACAUCCUAAAGAAGAUCCACAUUUCAUUAUUGUCCAAGGAGAGAGAGGCUUCUUUGCCCCAUUUAUUGGUCCUUUGUGGAGAUCAUGGGAUGUCUGAAACAGGAGGCCAUGGAGCCUCUUCAGUAGAGGAAGUGAGCACACCUCUGAUUUUGAUCAGCUCUGCAUUUCAAAGGAAAAGCGGUAACUUCCAACCUCCAAAGCACGUCCAGCAGACUGACCUGGCUGCCACACUAGCAGUGGGCCUUGGUUUGCCGAUUCCAAAAAAUAGCGUGGGGAGCCUGUUAUUUCCAGUUGUAGAAAGAGCAACAAUGAGAGAGCAGCUGAGGUUCCUGCACUUAAAUUCAGUACAGCUCAGCAGACUGCUGCAAGAGAAUGUGCCGAUGUAUGAAAAAGAUCCUGGAUUUCAGCAGUUUAAAGUAACAGAAAAGUUGCAUGGGAAUUGGAUCAAGCUCUACUUGGAGGGAAAUAAUUCAGAAGUCCUUUUAAACCUUGGCAGAAAAGUUCUUAAGCAGUAUUUAAAUGCUUUGAAGACCAUGAGUAUGUCACUGAGCAAACAAGUAGCCCAGUAUGAUAUGUACUCAAUGAUGAUUGGGACUGUCAUAGUCUUAGAGGUUCUGAUUCUGCUUUUGCUCAGUACCCCAAAAACCUUGUGCCAGAAGGCUGAAUUUGAGAUUCCACUGUGGUCUUCCUUGUUUUCCCUGCUCUUCUACUUGACGGUCCUCGUUCUCUCUGCGGUCCACGUCAUCGUGUGCACCUCGGCUGAGAGGUCAUGCUACUUUUGUGGUGUCUCUUGGCUGAUGGCCAUUGGGGUAAUGAUGCUGAUUUCCGCACUUCUCUGUGUGAUAUUGUCUGUUCUCACAAAUACAUUUGAGAAUGUCAAACUUCCAGCUAAGAAUUCAGCUGCCUCUGGUUCCAGCUGGUCGGGAUUAGAUCUGAUUAUUUUAUUUGGAACUCUGGGCCACGUUCUGAGUUUGGGUGCAAGCAGUUUUAUAGAAGAAGAACACCAAACCUGGUAUUUUCUUGUCAAUACUCUCUGUCUAGCACUGGGCCAUGAAAUAUGUAGAAACCACUUUCUUGGGAAGGACUUUGAUCAUAAUUUAGCUGUGGAAGGAGAUUUUCAAAAAGAUACUAAGAAAGUUUUACAAUACAGAAAUGACUCUGUGGAUGUUCCAGAGUACGACAAAAUGCACAAGAUAUCUUCUUUGGAACUGCCAGAGGGCUACGAAAAGUGGUUGGGAUUGGCCAGUCCAUGGCUUAUAUUGAUUUGCUGUAGACUGCUCCGCUCAUUAAAUCAGACUGGAGUGCAGUGGGCUCAUCGACCAGACUUUGGCCACUGGCUGACCAGUUCUGAUCAUAAAGCUGAACUCUCUGUUCUGGCAUUUCUAUCCCUUGUCAUGAUCUUCAUUCUGGUUCAGAGAAGAUGCUGUCCUGUUUCAAAAGUAGCAAUGGCACUGGGGCUCUUGGGAGUCUAUUGCUACCGAGCAGCAUUUGGAAAUGUCUUUUUGCCAUGGCAACGAGAUAACAAAGAUAUUUCUAAGGGAAUUAUUGAAGCUCGCUUUGUGUAUGUCUUUGUUCUGGGUAUUCUUUUCACCGGAACCAAAGACUUGCUUAAGUCCCAAGUCAUUUCUGCAGAUGUCAAUAUCAAGAGUCGAGGUUUGUGGGAAAUAUAUAGCGGAUUAGUUCUCCUAGCAGCCUUGUUGCUCCGACCUCACAAUCUUCCUGUUUUGGUGUUUAGUCUGUUGAUUCAAGCUGUAAUGACAAAAUUCAUCUGGAAGCCCUUGAAACACGAUGCAGCUCAAAUUACCAUAAUGCAUUAUUGGUUUGGCCAAGCGUUCUUUUAUUUUCAGGGUAAUUCCAAUAACAUUGCCACAGUGGAUAUUUCAGCAGGCUUUGUUGGCCUAGACCACUAUAUCGAAGUACCAGCUAUGUUCCUCACAGCCUUUGCAACAUAUGUAGGACCUAUCCUUUGGGCCAUUCACUUACUGAGUUUUUUGAGUUCAGAAAACAACAGCAGGAGUUCAGCAAUGAGUCACGCCUGCUUCUGCUAUGCAGUGAUAUGUUCCAUCCCUGUGUCUGCGUACAUCAUCCUGGUGACGUCCCUACGUUACCAUUUGUUUAUAUGGAGUGUGUUUUCUCCAAAACUUCUCUAUGAAGGAAUGCAUCUAUUACUCACAGCUACCAUUUGUGUGUUUUUCACAGCCAUGGACCAAACCAAUCUCAUAAAACCUUAGUCUAUUAAGUAUGCAGAAAAGAACUGUGCUUUUUAAAAAGCCUAUUAAUUGCUGACUGGAUUUGAGUAAUGGAAGAUAAGCUUAACUACUAAGAAGAUCAUUCCAGAAAAAGAUAAAAAGUUAUUUAUGGCUGAUGAGUUCUACCAGUUGUUGAAAAAAAAAUUCAACUUUUUUGACUUCUGUAUUUGAAUAUAGAUUUACUCUAAGUGACUUUUUGUGGUUGAGAUUGGGUAGGGGACAGGUGAGGGGAGGGGGAAGAGAAAGACUCUUUGACCAUUUGAAAAAGUACUAAUUUUGUUCCAGAAUAUUAAAUUUGAUUACAAACCAUGACCCUUUUUCCUUAACUCAAAUAAGUCUAAAAACUUCUGGUUUUGUUAAUUUACUCCAUAUGUGUUAUAAAUCUGACUCAGAGUUUUGUUUGUUAGUGAAUGACAGUCUUAAAAAGUUUUCAGCUUUACCCAGCUGCUUGAUGUGCUUAAUUCUGAGGGCUUAAGAAGUGGAGGGAGAAGAUGGAUCCUUACUUAGACUGUGGUGCAUGUGAAGCAGAUGUGUCUGUCUAACAUGUUUUUAUCCAUCUCUGCCAUGAUUAUUCAUGAGAUGGCAGGGAGAAAGAAAGAGGGACAUGAGUAUAACUAUAUGACCAUCCAUGAGCAAUAGCCAGCAGCUGACUUACUGAAUUGUAGUCAAAAGAUAUCCUAGGCUGAAGGAGAUACAAGAGGAGGAAACUGAAAGAGAGGAAGAUCAUCUGAUUCAGUCAAGUGACAGAAGGUACAGAAGGCUCGAAAAGAAUCAUUAAUGAGUAUGCUGAUGCCCCACGUUUUGCCCUGGGCUGGUCGAGGGUCAGGGAGGAGAGAGGAUGCUCCCUUCUACUCCCCCUGUUCUCUAGGGCAACGUCCCUGGACUACGUCCAUGCACCUAAGAAUUGGGGAGCACCAGGUGUCCUGCAAACACUUGGGAACUUUGCUAGAGAGAAACAAGGACAGGAACAGUGAGAUGUGGCAGUUCCUGUGAAAAAGACCUGGAGGUUUUUGUGAUUCUAAGGUCGCUGUGAGUCAUCAAUGUGACAUGGCAGCUAAAACCCCUAAUGUGAUCUUAGUGUCUUCAUCAAUAAAAACGUCCUGUCCAGAAAUUCACAGAUCAUAGCCCCUCUUUCUUCUGGCUUAGGUGGCCUAGAGGAUGAAGAAGACAUGAAUUCAGUUCCACCUCAGACGCUUACUAGCUGUGUAUUCCUGA
Messenger RNA from Vombatus ursinus (common wombat), 4198 nucleotides. RefSeq names its product GPI ethanolamine phosphate transferase 2-like. The coding region runs from base 20 to 2965 and encodes 981 amino acids. The transcript is spliced from 13 exons. Gene Ontology annotation, biological process: GPI anchor biosynthetic process. The record is from RefSeq and is a predicted model, not a curated record. Lineage: Eukaryota; Metazoa; Chordata; Mammalia; Diprotodontia; Vombatidae. Gene Ontology annotation, cellular component: endoplasmic reticulum membrane.